This is a messenger RNA of Exophiala dermatitidis NIH/UT8656, 393 nucleotides long. RefSeq lists its product as uncharacterized. Bases 1 to 393 code for a protein of 130 amino acids. The transcript has 2 exons. The record is from RefSeq and is a predicted model, not a curated record. Lineage: Eukaryota; Fungi; Ascomycota; Eurotiomycetes; Chaetothyriales; Herpotrichiellaceae.
AUGGCUUCCAACAAGGAUACCUCCUCUCUCGACGCCGGUAAAGGCUCCGUUGGUCACGAGUUCACCGAGAAAGGCUCUGUCGGUGGCACUGCGCAACAGGUCGGCGGACCAUUUGACAAGGAGGGCGCGAUUGGCAAACAAUUCAAGCCUGAAGGCAGUGUUGGCGGUACCGCGCAGUCUGCGGCAGAGCAGAUGCAGGGUGAUAAACCGGGUCUGUUUGACAAGGACGGAGCCAUCGGCAAGCAAUUUAGACCUGAAGGCAAUAUCGGCCAAGUCGGUGAAGCAGUUGGCGGUCCUUUCUCCAGCAAAGGAGCGAUUGGCAAGCACUUCAACGCGGAUGGUAGUGUUGGUGGAGCUGUGCAGGAGAACUUGGGGGAUGGCAAGAAGAAAUAA